Messenger RNA from Grosmannia clavigera kw1407, 825 nucleotides. RefSeq names its product histone chaperone. Gene Ontology annotation, molecular function: histone binding. Gene Ontology annotation, cellular component: nucleus. Bases 1 to 825 code for a protein of 274 amino acids. Lineage: Eukaryota; Fungi; Ascomycota; Sordariomycetes; Ophiostomatales; Ophiostomataceae. The transcript is spliced from 4 exons. The record is from RefSeq and is a predicted model, not a curated record. Gene Ontology annotation, biological process: nucleosome assembly; nucleosome disassembly; DNA replication-dependent chromatin assembly.
AUGUCAAUCGUGUCGCUUUUGGAAGUCAAAGUCCUCAACAACCCAGCGCGGUUUACGGACAAGUACGAAUUUGAGAUCACAUUCGAGUGCCUCGAGCAGCUCGAAAAGGAUCUCGAAUGGAAGCUCACGUACGUGGGCUCGGCCACAUCUGACCAGUAUGACCAAGAGCUGGACUCGCUCCUCGUCGGUCCCAUCCCGGUCGGCGUCAACAAGUUCAUUUUCGAGGCCGAUCCGCCAGACAUGAAGCGCAUCCCGGAUGCGGAGAUCCUGGGCGUCACGGUGAUCCUCCUGACGUGCGCGUACGACGACCGCGAGUUUGUCCGCGUGGGCUACUACGUCAACAACGAGUACGACUCGGACGAACUGAACGCCGAUCCGCCGGCGAAGCCGCUCGUCGACCACAUCCGGCGAAAUGUGCUGGCCGAGAAGCCACGUGUCACCCGGUUUGGCAUCAAGUGGGAUUCGGACGCGUCCGCACCGGCGGAAUUUCCGCCCGAGCAGCCUGAGGCCGACCUGGUGGCAGAUGAGGAGGAGUAUGGUGCAGACGAAGCAGAGGAGGAGGAGGAGGAAGAGGUUCCCACUGCCGGGGAGGCAACAAAGGUGGGCGAGGAUGCUGCCAUGGCUGGUACUGAAGAGGCGGCGGAGAAUGGCGAGGAGGAUGAUAUCUCAGAAGACGGCAGUGUCGACAUUGAGGGCGAGAGCGAAGACGAGAUUGAGGAGGAGGAGGAGGGCGAAGGAGAGGGUGGUGACGAGAUGGAUGUCGACUCUGACAAGCCGGCUGGCGCAGCCGAAGGCCACCACCCGGUCGAGGUUAUGUCUCACUGA